Molecule: messenger RNA, 2141 nt
Organism: Lottia gigantea (owl limpet)
Lineage: Eukaryota; Metazoa; Mollusca; Gastropoda; Lottiidae
Exons: 9
Coding region: 1-1608 (535 amino acids)
Biological process (GO): ultradian rhythm
Cellular component (GO): plasma membrane; external side of plasma membrane
Molecular function (GO): protein-disulfide reductase activity; RNA binding
Source: RefSeq, a predicted model, not a curated record
AUGGGCCCAGUUGGACCUGGUAUUGACCCCUCACUACCAAUACAGAGGGAUAUUAUCAACUUAAAAAGCUGUUCUCUUUACCCCCCUCCUCCAGGCACACCUCCAAGAACACACAGAGAAAGACCACCUGGAUGUCGGACGAUUUUUAUAGGGGGGUUACCAGACACAGCGACUGAAGAGAUAUUGACAGAGGUCUUUGAUAGUUGUGGACCAAUCAUUAGUGUACGCCUCAGCAAGAAGAACUUUGCUCAUAUCAGAUUUCAGAUGAUGGACAGUGCUGAUAGAGCUCUAUUUAUUUCUGGUUAUAGAAUGAAAAUAGAAAAUAAGGAUGAUAAACCUAACACUGGACGAAUCCAUGUGGAUUACGCAGUAGCCAGGGACGACCAGUAUGAAUUUGAAUGUCAACAACGUGCCUUGGCUAGAGAAAUGAGACAUCGGAUGUCUGUUGAGGAAGCCAGACUUCGAGGACCUAGCCCACCACCAGUUACACAUUUCAAUGAUCAUGAAGCCUCGGUCGUGUUGGACCAGUUAAAAAGUGAUGAAAAUUUCAUCAAAGCGUCCAUUACUCUAGUCACAUGGUUAGAAAGAGGAGACUGCGUCCGUCGUACAUCCAAUAUGUUCUUCAGCAUGAUUCAAGCCUCCAAUUCACACGUCCGAUGCCUGCUGAACGAGAAACAGCAAUUCGAAGAAGAUCUUCAGCGAGCCAAACUAACAUUCCGUCAACAAAUUGAAAGUAUCUUAAAACAAUUUGAUCAAAUUGACAAGAUAUUUGCUGCUGCAUCAAAACAGAGAUGUUGGGAUCAUUUUUCCAAGGCACAGAGAAAGAGUAUUGAACUCUGGAACAAGCAAGCCAAGGAGAUCCACAUAAACCAGCAGGAAGAAUUCCUGAAUGAAAGGGAAGAAGAUGAGAUGGAUCUAUCAGACCAGGAAGAUACAGAGGUAGAAGGGGACAAGCCAGAGGCUGCUGAUAAAGCUGAUGCUGAAGGAGCACCUAGUUUAAGGGAAGAGAAUGACUCGUUGAAGUGCCAACUAGAAGGUUAUAAGAAUGAAAUAGAUUUAAUCAAACAAGAUUCCCUAACUCAAGUCAAAGCCUUACAGAACACUUUACAAGCCUUACAACAGAUUACCAUUACUGAAGAUGAUCAUGUGGCAUCCAAGAAAGACGACUCCAAAGAAGCUGAAGAGGAAGCAGAUGUGAUCACCAUUAAAGAUGACGAGGACCUUCCCAUAGUAGAAGAGGUUAAUGACACUACAUCUGUGGUACCAUUGAGUCAGUCUUUUGGAAAGGAAAUGGCGGUGGAGAUCAUCCCUGUAUUUAAAGUGCCCACUGAUCUCGGAGAGUCCACUGUCACCAGUUCUGGAAUUAAUUUGAAUCCUAAAGAAGCAAAAUUAUUGGGUUUAAUUUGUUGUUUCUUGCACGUUCAUCCAUUUGGAGCCACGGUGGAUUACCUAUGGUCCUAUCUGAAUCAGCUUGAAAUUGUCAAGCCGCGAGAAGUGGAAGAUCUCUUGGAAAGAUUCCCCAUGCUGUUUAAGCAGAUCGUUCAUGGCAUUGGCGCAUCCAUAGAACGAAGAUGGAAUUUUUGCGGAUACACGAAUUUGACUGGAUAAAGAACAAUAGUGCUGCAAGAAAAUUAAACUUUGUGAAAAUGUGAUUUGAACGCAUGAAGGCUGUAAAUUAUACAAGAUAUGGUUGACACCCCCUUUUUUUUGUAUCAACUCUUCCACACUUACAUUUUUUUAACUAGUAUGACACCUAUUAAAGAUGUACGAGAUAAGUUCAUUUUCAAAAUAAGGGGUGUUUUGUGUGGUCACAUAACUAACUUGAAAAAUGAGAACAAAAUUCAGAAUCACUUUCAAGAAUGAAUGAAAUAUCCCAUACAAUAUAAAUGAAACAAAUUAAAUAGGAUUGCAUUUUGAAUUAUAUUACCCAAUUGUGUAUAAAUAUAAAAUUGGUUAAAAGAUGAUUUGUAAUUUGUAGAAUUAGGGCGUGGAUUUGCUAAAAGUGUUUUUAUUUUUGUUUUGUUUUUUUUUGUGAAUGAAAUCCAGUGGUAUGUUGAAAGGGAACAGACAUAUAAAUUUUAUCAUCAUUUUCAUCCAAGCCUUUUAAAUGUACUGUACAUGUGAAAUAUAUUUUAUUAGCU